AUGCCUGAACCCGCCAAGUCUGCUCCUGCCCCGAAGAAGGGCUCCAAGAAGGCUGUCACCAAGGCGCAGAAAAAAGACGGCAAGAAGCGCAAGCGCAGCCGCAAGGAAAGCUACUCCAUCUACGUGUACAAGGUACUGAAGCAGGUGCACCCCGACACGGGCAUCUCCUCCAAAGCCAUGGGCAUCAUGAACUCUUUCGUCAAUGACAUCUUCGAGCGCAUCGCCGGAGAGGCGUCCCGCCUGGCUCAUUACAACAAACGCUCUACCAUCACCUCGCGGGAGAUCCAGACGGCUGUGCGUCUGCUGCUGCCCGGGGAGCUUGCCAAGCACGCAGUGUCCGAGGGGACCAAGGCGGUCACCAAGUACACCAGCUCCAAGUAAAUCUACUUGGCAGCGGACAUCCUAACUUACAACCCCAAGGGCUCUUUUCAGAGCCACCUACUCUCUCAAAAUAAGAGCUUUAGCCCACAUGUCACGCUGUACGGAGCUGUCUCGCCUCUCUGUGUCUUGACUGCUUGCUUUAGAGACUAUCCAUCUCGAUUGGGCGGCCUCCUAUAGGAAGCAAUAGAAUUCCAACCCCCUACCCCCAGUGCCAGGUCGAUGUAGUAGUAGCAGCUUAGUAAUAGCUGUUAUCAUACAGCGCUCCUAUCUUGCCUGAAUCCAGCUUCUCAUUGGGGGACGAGUAGCCCCACCGCAUUUCAAUAUGGCUAGCUUUACAGAAGAGUCAAAACUGCACAGAGGACAAAUAAAAAUCACUGAGAGGUCGAAAUUGCUGGCAAACCUGGAAAGCAGGGGAGACAAAUUAGGUAUACCUCAUGCCAGUACACUGAAGGAAAUUCCAAAUGUUUCCGUCACUUUAAAACGAAUUAGAAAUCGGACAAAUUAAUUUCAGAUGUAGACGGAAAUCCCUGUGAACCCGCUGCUGAAGGGCCGCACAAGAUAAAAAGGACCCUUUUGAUUGCUGGAAAUAGAAAAGCUUGGGACGGAGGGAAGGGGGUCUAACAAAAAAUAAAUGUUAUUAGAAUUAGAACGAAUGUGGAGAAGGAGGGUGUACUCUUUAAAAAGGGUUAAGUGACUUGCCCAGGGUCACACAGCUAAGAAAUGUGAAGUAUCUGAAACUAGAUUUGAUUUUGCGUUCUCGUGACUUCAGGGCUCGUGCUCUAUCCACUGCGCUACCAGCUACCCUGAGAUUCAUUUAGUUAUAAUAUAAACUGCCAAAAGACAUGAGCUGGCAUCAAUAAUCGAGAGUGGGGACGGAAAAGGCGGGAAAAUGCUAGAAAUAUGCAAAUUUAAAGCAACUACAUCCAUCAGUUGGACAAAGAUAACAAAAGAGGAAAAUGAGAAAUGUUGGAGGGAAAGUCACAUUGUUGUACUGCUGAAACAGCUACAAAAGGGGCACAGAUUAGUCUUCACUAAACUGAUAUGCUGUGCAGCUGGGACCCUUUCAGAGAAGUAGAUCUAUUUCUUCCCAGAGUCUACCUUCUUCAGACCUCCUUUAUUCCCUUUUGCUUGUCUUACCUUAUAACUCCCUACUUCCUUUAAUGACACUCCCAUUUGGCAAGGGAUUAUCCUCCAUUUAAUUUUUCGUCUUAUCUUUUCCUGGCCCUUUAUUGCAUGCUUUGUCUGUAAAAAAAAUAUUUAUAGGCCUUUUUGUGGUAGUAAAUUAUUAACUGAGGGGAUGUCCAUGAAUUAAGGAAUGGCUGAAUAAGUUACCAUAUAUGAAUGCAAUGGAAUACUGUUGUGCAAUAGGAAAUUAUGGACAGGAAAAUUUCAGAACAAUAUGGAAAAACUUGUAUAAACUAAUGCCACGUGAGAUGUGAUCAACUAUGAAUGACAGCUCUUCUCAGCAACAAAAUGAUAUAACAAGUGCAAAGGAUUCGGGAAGGAAUAUGCUUUCCCUGUCCACAUAAAGAAAUAUCUAUGCAGAUAAAGGCACUUUUUCUAUUUAUUUAUUAGUCUUAGUAGCAUUUUUCAUUUUGAUCUUUUCUUUUACAGCUGUGAUUAGUAUUGAAAUAUGUUUUACUUGAUAGCUUAUUGCUUAUUAUUUUAGGAAUUGGAGAGGGAGAAAAUUUUGGGAGUCAAAAUGCUAAAAAUUAUCUUGAGGUAUUUGGGAAAAAAUAAAACACUAAAAUUUAAAAAUCUUAUAAUCAAACUAAAAAUUAUCAAUAAUCACAAUUUCACAUAACUUUCAUGAUUAUUCAAGUUAAAUACAAGAGAAAUUAAUAUGCAUGUAGAACCCAAAGUAUACAUACAGAAGUUUGCAUUUUUAUAAAUGACUGUUUACAAA
Antechinus flavipes (yellow-footed antechinus) is the source of this 2287-nucleotide messenger RNA. RefSeq names its product histone H2B type 2-E. Gene Ontology annotation, molecular function: structural constituent of chromatin; DNA binding; protein heterodimerization activity. NCBI's taxonomy places the organism in Eukaryota, Metazoa, Chordata, Mammalia, Dasyuromorphia, Dasyuridae. The transcript has a single exon. The coding region runs from base 1 to 381 and encodes 126 amino acids. The record is from RefSeq and is a predicted model, not a curated record. Gene Ontology annotation, cellular component: nucleosome.